UGGAGUCAUGGGAGUUUUCCUUUCUGGAGACACCUGGACGUUCUCCAGUGUCACCUGCUCUGGGUGACCCUGCCUGGACGAUCUCCAGGUCCGUUCCAACGCUGACCAUCCUGGCAUUGUGUGUCUCUCUCAGGUGCAGCCAUGGUGUCCAGAAAGCAGCUGGCAGACUUUGGCUACAAGGCCUUCUCGGGCUCCAUGAUGCUGCUGACGGUGUACGCCGGUUACCUGUGCAGUGUGCGUGUGCAGAGGAUGCUGCAGCAGCGCCGCCAGCGGGAGAGCACGCCUGGCCCUGAGAGCUGAGCCUGUCCUGGGGCUGGGGCUGAGCCUGAGCCUGUCCUGGGGCUGGGGCUGAGCCUGAGCCUGUCCUGG
Messenger RNA from Zonotrichia albicollis (white-throated sparrow), 369 nucleotides. The record is from RefSeq and is a predicted model, not a curated record. Lineage: Eukaryota; Metazoa; Chordata; Aves; Passeriformes; Passerellidae.